Messenger RNA from Aspergillus fumigatus Af293, 1323 nucleotides. Lineage: Eukaryota; Fungi; Ascomycota; Eurotiomycetes; Eurotiales; Aspergillaceae. The record is from RefSeq and is a predicted model, not a curated record.
AUGUUGGUUGUUGAGAAUCUCAAGUAUGAUUCAUGGCGGACCAAUUAUUUUCAGAGAGCCACUGUCAUUUUCUCGGAGCUUACCUUGCUUUACGCGCUGAACCGGUGUGCACCAAGUCAAAUCUUCUUACUGAAAGAGAUUACCGCUAAUAGAGGGUAUUAUAGGUUUAUCAAAUCCGCACCUCAAGCCAACAAGCACCUUGCGCAUAUCACAAGUCUUUCGAUCUUUUUGUCUCCUGGGCUGCUUAUCAUUGACCACAUUCAUUUCCAAUACAACGGCUUUCUGUACGGUAUUCUCGUCCUAUCCAUCGUUCUAGCGCGCAAGCCAUCGACUCUACUAUACAGUGGCAUCCUGUUCGCGGUUCUGCUGUGCUUCAAGCACAUUUACCUUUAUCUGUCGUUAGCCUACUUUGUUUACCUGCUGAGGGCCUACUGUCUCGAUCCGAAGUCUGUCUUUCGACCCCGGUUCGGCAAUACCUUGAAACUCGGUUUGAGUGUCAUUGGCGUAUUCGGAAUCGCUUUUGGCCCGUUCGCUCAUUGGAACCAGCUGCUCCAACUGAAAGACAGGCUAUUUCCAUUCUCGAGAGGACUGUGCCAUGCUUACUGGGCGCCGAAUAUCUGGGCAAUGUAUUCCUUCGCAGAUCGCGUGCUAAUUCUGCUUGCUCCGCGCCUGGGCCUUCCGAUCAACCAUGAUGCUUUGACGAGCGUCACGCGCGGUCUUGUCGGAGAUACAUCCUUUGCCGUUCUUCCCGAGAUCACAAAGGAACAAACAUUCGCGCUGACGUUCUUGUUUCAAUUGCUUCCUCUGAUAAAGCUCUGGCUUCAUCCGGAUUGGAACACGUUUGUUGGUGCUAUUACUCUAUGCGGUUAUGCUUCAUUCUUGUUUGGCUGGCACGUUCAUGAGAAAGCUGUUCUCCUGAUCAUUGUCCCUUUCAGCUUGAUAGCGCUCAAGGACCGACGCUACUUCAGCGCAUUUCGGCCCCUCGCGGUUGCAGGCCAUGUUUCACUAUUCCCACUGCUUUUCACAGCAGCCGAAUUCCCGCUGAAGACCGUGUAUACUGUGUGGUGGCUGGUCCUUUUCCUGUUCGUAUUUGACCAAGUCGCCCCAGUUUCCGAGCGGCCGCGGAUCUUCGUUUUUGACCGCCUGUCCCUGCUAUACCUGACAGUGGCUAUCCCGUUGAUUAUAUAUUGCUCAUUGGUGCAUCAGCUUAUUUUCGGAUGGGACCGGUAUGAGUUUCUUCCGCUGAUGUUCAUGAGUAGCUAUUCUGCUCUGGGGGUAGUCGGCAGCUGGGUCGGGUUCAUGGUCGUCUAUUUCACCACAUGA